UUGUCAGCACGUGAGCUUAUGAACGCAAACUAACAAUUCUACUGGUUAGAAAAAAAGGGGAACUGCGUAUAUAUAUUAUACUGCGGAGGGAACACUCUUUUAUUAACUAAGGCGAGAAAACGUAUUUCACUCGUACUUAAAAUAAUCAUGGAUAAUACAACAUCAAACUUCACGAUUGGGAUCACGACGGCUGUUUCAUCAACGGCAAAAGACGACUCCAGCAUGGUAAUGGCGGAAAAGAUGCAUUUUGUCACGAGUGCUGUUAUUGGAACUAUUUUCGUCAUAAUCGGAAUAAUCGGAAAUAUAUUGUCAAUAAGCGUGUGGAUGAGACCUAAAAUGCGUUCAUCAACCGGAACUUACUUGAUCGGACAGGCGAUUGCAGACAUGGGUCUGCUUGUUUUCUUUUUUAUCACAGAAAGUGUUCCGAAAAUGGCACCGGAAGUGACGAAAUCAUUCUCCUAUGGUGUAUUCUUUUCAUACAUUGGAUACCCAAUAUUUUUUCUGUUCGUAAUAUGCAGUAUUUGGUUCACUGUGGGUGUAACCGUUGACAGAUACAUCCAAGUCUGCUGGAUUAAUCGUUCAAGAGAUAUGUGUACUGUAAAAAGGGCAUUAACAGGCUUGGGCAUCAUAACAUUUUUAUGUUUCAUCAUAAAUAUUCCACAUUUUGCAUCCUUCGAGCCAGUUCAUGCAUCAGAUACAGGGUUUCGUCCAACAGAAUAUGGCGGAAGCAAGAACUAUGAAUUCUGGGUACAUUGUAUGUUCCUCGUCCUCGCUCCAUGGGCUACCAUUUUCGUCUUGAACAUGCUAAUUAUACAACGAGUAUCAAAAAUAAACAGACAUAUGAAUGCCAAGAGAGGAGAGUCUGGAAAAGAAAAGGCGAAAAAGUCCGAGGCUCAGAUGACCCGAUUACUGUUGACUGUGACCUUCACAUUUCUGGUGCUUAUAGCAUUCCAGUGCAUCACACAGUGUUUUUUCAUGCUAGGAGAGGGUGAUCACCGUAUUGUCUCAGAAGCAUUUUCAAUAGCUAAGCUUGGCAUCGUCAUAAAUUCUUCCAUAAACUUCUUCCUGUAUUGCCUGAGCGCUGCGCGUUUCCGGAAGGAGCUUGCUACUGUCAUCUGCGCGCGCAUCCGAGGUUACGAAGAGUCACACACCUCAUUUUCAAUGUCCAACAGCACAUCUUCGUCUGCAAUUACAAGAACCAAAUCUGCAGUGUCAAAAAAGGCAUCGAUGGGACCGUAAACAUUUAUUCCAUGUUGUUUAAACAGUAUUUUAUUUAUGAUAACUUUGUUAAUUGUAUUUGAAUUUAAGUUUUUUGAGGGGUUGGAACAGUAUAUCUUUUCUUUUGUACACCAUGGUUGCAAAGUGUAAACAUAAUGAAAGAAUGAAAAACAAAAACAAAAACGAUAUACAAUAUCCAGUUGGGCAGAGACAAAACCUCGUCCAUCCAGGAAGAUCAAUUACCAGAGGUCUACCAUGGUUCGAAUCGGGAUUUUGACGAAUGAUGGACGAGAGUGGAAAUAUCAAGACUUUAGAGCUUCGAAUUUGAGAACAUACUUCAUGUCAACUUCAAGCUGUCAUACAGACAAACUGAGAAAAAAUAGGUCGGGCUACUAUUCGUCCGAUACAGAUUUUGUAGUUUUGUCAGCAGUAUCUAUCAUUGAAGUGCCACAUAUUUAGCAAGAUAAAUCAUUAUAUGGUUUGUUAGUGUCCAGUUACGGGAUAUACUCUGUAUUAGAUAGCUUAUAUCCGUGUCCGGUAUAUCUUGAAUCCGGUCACAAACAACGGAGGCAAAACGAAAGUCAGUGUCAUAGGUAAAUGUAUUAUAUACUUUGCAGAUGUAAAUGACAUUCUUGAUAUUAAGUGUUGUGAAAGUGUUGUUGUUGAGAAUGUGUAGAUGCUAAAGAGCUAUCUGAAAAAUUACCGCUUAACACUGAUAAAGCUCAAGUUUUGCAGCAACGAAAUUUUAACAAAAUGAGUAAAGAUAUAAAUGAAAAUGAAUACAUGUUAAUAACUUAA
Molecule: messenger RNA, 2016 nt
Organism: Mercenaria mercenaria
Lineage: Eukaryota; Metazoa; Mollusca; Bivalvia; Venerida; Veneridae
Product: FMRFamide receptor-like
Exons: 4
Coding region: 148-1239 (363 amino acids)
Biological process (GO): G protein-coupled receptor signaling pathway
Cellular component (GO): membrane
Molecular function (GO): G protein-coupled receptor activity
Source: RefSeq, a predicted model, not a curated record